Molecule: messenger RNA, 1718 nt
Organism: Marmota monax (woodchuck)
Lineage: Eukaryota; Metazoa; Chordata; Mammalia; Rodentia; Sciuridae
Gene: Cysltr1
Product: cysteinyl leukotriene receptor 1
Exons: 3
Coding region: 597-1649 (350 amino acids)
Biological process (GO): G protein-coupled receptor signaling pathway
Cellular component (GO): plasma membrane
Molecular function (GO): leukotriene receptor activity
Source: RefSeq, a predicted model, not a curated record
CACACUUACUUCUCCCUGCAGCUUCCCAUCUCAAGGCAGCUGCAUGAUUUCCUGAGCAUUUUAUUGCUGGAGCUAGGGAUAAAAGCUCAUUUAUAUAUACAAACAGCAAUUCUCCAGUUUCUAUUUUUCCUCCUUCUCUGUUCAUUCUCCUCCCCAAUUUGCAUCAGAGAAGCCAAACUCUGGCAUACUUUAAACAGUUUGAGGAUUAAUCUGAAAGAGGAAGAAGACUCUGUAUAUAUUGGCUAGCAGAUGUGCCCUGCCCCGCCCUCUCCCCUCUUGAAAAUAGCAGCGAUCCAUCUUUGCAAAGAAGCUUGCCUAGAGAGCAAGCACAUAUAAAAAUCUCCAAGGUAUCCUGAUUUGCUCGGCAGCUCACCAAUGAAGGUUAGCUCUCCAAGGGACUCGUAGAUACAUUUACUGAAGACCUGGAGUCUGUUUCUGAGAGCCAGUGCAAAAGGAUCCUAAACUGUGAACCUUGAAGACAGCAGCUUGGGCAUACUUUGACAUUCCAAAGAAGAACUGACCAUCAUAAGAAGGAAUAUUUGUGAAGACUACUGCAGUUCCAGAAAGAGGCACCAAGCAAACAUUCCUAGAGAAACAUGGAUGGAGCUGGAAAUCUGACAGUAUCUUCUUCCAGUAAUAACACGUGCCAUGACACUAUUGAUGACUUCCGCAAUCAAGUGUAUUCCACCUUAUACUCUAUGAUCUCUGUUGUGGGUUUCUUUGGCAAUGGCUUUGUGCUCUACGUCCUCAUAAAAACAUAUCAUGAGAAAUCAGCCUUCCAAGUAUAUAUGAUUAACUUAGCUGUAGCAGAUCUCCUGUGUGUGUGCACAUUGCCUCUCCGUGUGGUCUAUUAUGUUCACAAAGGCAUUUGGCUCUUCGGAGACUUUUUGUGCCGCCUCAGCACCUAUGCCCUAUAUGUUAACCUCUACUGUAGCAUCUUCUUUAUGACAGCCAUGAGCUUUUUCCGAUGUGUUGCAAUUGUUUUCCCAGUCCAAAACAUUAAUUUGGUUACACAGAAAAAAGCCAGGUUUCUGUGUGUUGGCAUUUGGAUUUUUGUUAUUUUGACUAGUUCUCCAUUUUUAAUGGCCAAAUCUUACAAAGAUGAAAAAAACAAUACAAAGUGUUUUGAGCCUCCUCAGGACAAUCAGGCCAAAAAUCAUGUUUUGAUCUUGCAUUAUGUGUCAUUAUUCAUUGGCUUCAUCAUCCCUUUUGUUAUUAUAAUUGUCUGCUACACGAUGAUCAUUUUGACCUUACUAAAAAAUUCUAUGAAGAAAAAUAUGUCAAGUCGUAAAAAGGCUAUAGGAAUGAUCAUAGUUGUGACAGCUGCCUUUUUAAUCAGCUUCAUGCCAUAUCAUAUUCAACGCACAAUCCACCUUCAUUUUUUACACAAUGAAACUAAACCCUGUGAUUCUGUCCUUCGAAUGCAGAAGUCAGUGGUCGUAACCUUGUCUCUAGCUGCAUCAAAUUGUUGCUUUGACCCUCUUCUAUAUUUCUUUUCAGGGGGGAACUUUAGGAGAAGGCUGUCUACAUUUAGAAAACAUUCUUUGUCCAGCAUGACUUAUGUACCCAAGAAGAAGGCCUCCUUCCCAGAAAAAGGAGAAGAAAUAUGUAAAGAAGAAUUUAAACCCAUAUCCAGUGUAAACCAAUGAAGAGUUUCCCAAACAUUUUCUAAAAUAAUUUACAAUAAAAAUUUCCAUUAACAAUUUGCAAAUAUUUAA